UGAGCAGGGCUCUGAAUAGUUCCAUUCACCUUGGCAGGGGAACCCAGAGAAAGGAAUUUUGUUUGGAGUCCUGAAGAAGCCAGGGCUCAGGACUGUGAUUUGCCUUUGAAAUCAGGCCCCCUCCCCUCCCAUUCCCAGGGGUCCCUCAGUCACUUCCCUGCUCACCCACUGCCGGCCCCAACAGUCUUCUUGAAGACACUGUCGCCAGCCACAUCAGCACUCAGCAUCGUAGGUCCAGGUGGCUCACCAUGGACCCCAGAGCCCUCUGCUUCCUGUCCUGUUGCCUGCUCAUCUGUGUGAUUUCAGCUGAGAUCCAGGAGCGUGGCAGAACUCUGAAGGCGCAGAAAAAAAGGGGCCUCAAAACAGCCAGACCUGGUGAAGUGAAGCCCUCAGGAGCCCCAGGCCAGAGAAAACCCAAAUCAGACCGGAGCCAGAAGUCUCAGCAGAAGAAGACGCCUUUGGUGGUUGUUACCCCCAGUCCCCCGGCGUCCUCCAUCCUGACCCAGGUGUUAGGGAGAGGCCACUUCCAGGAGGUGGGGGACUCUCUAAGCCUGCGGGCUGGUGAGACCCUAGAGCUGCGCUGCCUGGGGAAGAUGGUCCAUUGGAAGGUGCCUGUGUACCUGGAAGAGGAGGGCGAGGGACGCCUGAGAAUCAAGCACUUCAGCCAGCAUAGUCGGCUACAGCUGGUGAACUCCACCGGCGCGGACACAGGCGAAUACAGCUGCUGGGCUCGGCACUGCCAGGACGCCCAGUGCUCGGAAGGCGAGGACCGCCAGGGAAAGACCUUCAUCUUCUUCACAGACCCAGAAGAACUCUUUGUCCCCACAGAGAAUUAUUAUGAGGUGAUACAGUUACGCAGCCAUCAAUCAGUCCUGCUUCCCUGCCAGGUGACCAACCCCCUGGCCCAGGUGACGCUGCAUCGGGAGUUCCCCCCAGAGGAGGUCCCAGUGGAUGGGACAGACAUCUCCUUUGAUGUGAAGAAGGGCUUCACCAUCCACCGGCCCCGAGCUUCCUUGGCUGGUUCUCUCUUCUGCUUGGCCAGCCUCGGUGGCAUGAGACAAAUCUCUACCAAGUACAUGCUGAUCUACAUCAACUACCCAUCUUCCUCCCCCAAACCCACCAUCCAAGCUUCAGCAACAUCGGUCCAACUGGGAGAGAACUUCAAUGUAACCUGCACAGUUCUGAGUGAACCGGAGAUUGCUGUGGAUUUCCGUUGGGAAUAUCCAGGGCAGAAGCUGGGCCGACCCCCCUACAUCAGCGAGUGGACCAACGUGGUACGCCAGAGGGGCCAGGUACAGCAGGAAGCAGGGAGCACCCUGUAUGUGGCCGAGGCGCGGGCUGGGGAUGCUGGCGCCUACAUCUGCCGGGUCACCAACCUUCAAGGCACUGGGACUGCCAUCACCCGUGUCCGUGUGACCCGAAACCCUCGGGUCUCCCCUGCCCCUUCCUAGCUCCCUUCCCGGCUGCAGGCAUCUGGCUGUGGAAUAGUGGGCAGAAGCAGGAGAAGGCAACUGUGUGAAUGUUGGUGUGUUCCUAUGCCAAGGAGGUGCCCCCACAGGGCAGAAACAACCUUCGCCUUCACCCCUUACACUCUCCCAUGUGUGCUUCCACCCCUCUCUUUAACUUCGCUGCCUCAUUCCAAUCCCUGAUCUGUUCUGACGACCAGUCUUCACUCCCACCUCAGGUGCUGAGACUGGGCAAAGCAAGGGC
This is a messenger RNA of Rhinolophus ferrumequinum (greater horseshoe bat), 1710 nucleotides long. RefSeq names its product platelet-derived growth factor receptor-like protein. The transcript has 6 exons. The record is from RefSeq and is a predicted model, not a curated record. The coding region runs from base 249 to 1451 and encodes 400 amino acids. NCBI's taxonomy places the organism in Eukaryota, Metazoa, Chordata, Mammalia, Chiroptera, Rhinolophidae.